Rattus rattus (black rat) is the source of this 678-nucleotide messenger RNA. RefSeq names its product mucin-like protein 2. The coding region runs from base 140 to 544 and encodes 134 amino acids. NCBI's taxonomy places the organism in Eukaryota, Metazoa, Chordata, Mammalia, Rodentia, Muridae. The transcript has 4 exons. The record is from RefSeq and is a predicted model, not a curated record.
UUACCAGGUUGUGGCAGCUUCUGAUUGGUGAGCUCUCCAUAUAUAGUCCCAUGAUGUGGAACCCUGGUAUCGACAGUCUUCCUUGUCUCCAAGUAUUGGAGCCUGACCUUCUGUGUCUGCUGCUCUUCUACUUGUCACCAUGAAGUUCCUGGCCCUCCUUGUGUUGCUUGGUGUUUCCACUAUUCUAGUCUCUUGCCAGGAAGCAGAGGCAGACACUGCUGACACUUCUGAAACUGCUGAUGACUCUGGAACUCAGGCAGACGCUACUGAUGGAGAGCAAGAUGCUGAGUCCUCUGAUGGAACCAACGAUGGUACUGAGGGCACCAGUGAUGGCGGUGAUGGUGAUGCGGCUGCUGACGAGGAUGAGGAACAGACAGAUGAUGAGAACACUACUGGAGAUGAGUCCUCCGAUGAUGAUGAUGACCAGGAAGAAGGGGAUGAUGAUGACGAGGAAGAAGAGAAAGAAGAGGACAAAAAGCCCAACCCAAUACUCGCAUUGAUUGAAUUGGCUAAGAAACUGAAAGAAAAAUAUAAGUUGGGAUAAGUUUUGAUCUUUCUGGACCAGAUUAGAACAUCCUUGAUUUGAUUUCCUGCAAUUAUUUACCCUGACUAUUCUCUCUCCCUCCUCUCUAACUUUUAUCUUCUAUGAAAUAAAUGAUAGUCACAAGCAGCAUCAAA